This is a messenger RNA of Metopolophium dirhodum (rose-grain aphid), 3643 nucleotides long. It is a transcript of the gene Nbr, whose product is annotated as exonuclease mut-7 homolog. The transcript has 14 exons. NCBI's taxonomy places the organism in Eukaryota, Metazoa, Arthropoda, Insecta, Hemiptera, Aphididae. Gene Ontology annotation, molecular function: nucleic acid binding; 3'-5' exonuclease activity. Bases 366 to 3122 code for a protein of 918 amino acids. Gene Ontology annotation, biological process: nucleobase-containing compound metabolic process. The record is from RefSeq and is a predicted model, not a curated record.
AGUGUAUCACAGAAGUGCAGAAGUACAAAACGAUAUUUCAUUUACUCAUUAUUUUGAUUUUUGAAUUUCGAAAUCUAGGUAGUACGAAAUUACUACAUCAGUCGUUAAGUGAUUAGUCGCCUAAUCUCAACUCGCCUCUGUAGCGAUAAUAUCAAUAUUCUGAUCUGUGUGGUCGACUGUCCAGCUACGAGACUCUUGGCCAUUGCAGCUGCUGUUAUUAGUCCGUUCGUUGAGAACGUUUUAAUGUGGCAAUAACUUUACAUUUCCAGUUAUUAGCUGUAGUUGUUGUCAAUGGUUUUGCGGAUUUUGUUGUCUUGACAUCGGUGCACUGGUACCUAUAUCAUCAUUCAUCACGAGGACUCAUCAUGGCCGAGCGUUGGAACGAAACCAGUUGCAAUGCACCAGCUGCCGAUGUUGCCAAUUUCAGAGCCGCUGGGCCGUCUUCAAACCAAUCCCCAAGGAAGAUAACCAGUAUCGCGCAGAUAGGUUUCUCCAGUUAUGGUGUCAGUGGCACAUCGGCAACAUCAAAUACUUACGUUUCUCCAGUCACACAUUUUGAACCAGUGCAAAGAUUUGAGCCGGAGGUUGAACGUAUUGCCAAGCAUAUUCAGAGUAUUUGGGCAACUUGGAAACAAAGUAAAGUCUUAACUGAUACACUGAGUAGUUUUUUUAAAUCCAGUCCCGAUCCGUACACUUCCUUAUUACAAUUGAUAAAUAUCAUAUCAGAAGACAGACUCAAGGGUAAAGCUAGUUCAAUGGCUCAUACAAUAACGGAAGAAUUUUACAAAUGGAUAAAAUAUAAUGAAAGUGAAUAUGAACAUGUUUUAACUGAGGAAUUAAAAAUUCAAGCAUUUAAAAUGGUACUUGAAAAGAAAAUAAGCCCGAACACAAUAAACACCAUUGUUAAAAUUUUCAAGUGUAAUACACGUUUAGAUUGUAUGGAAGAAUUAAUCAGAGAAUCGAUUAAACAAAAAAGAUUUAAAGAGGCAUGUUAUGCUAGUAUGAGUUUGAAUAUCCAAGAUAGAUUUACUGUUGAAGAUUUUUUACUUCCAUUGUUUUUCAUGAAUUUGGUAUGUGUAACUGAAGAAUUUUUAGUGACCACUAAAUUUCAACAAACAGCUUUGGUAAAAUAUCUUGAUGAUUUAUUAGUAGAAAAUGACGAUUGCUUAUACUUCUUAGCCAAUCGCCUAAAUGUUACACAAUCAAAUAAUAAUUUUUCUAAUAAAAGUCAAAUCAAGACAAAUCUAACAAGGAUAAUGAAAAAAUAUAACAUUCCAAAUGAUUUGGCUCCUAAUGUUACUAGACAAAAGAAGAAGGGAGCUUUAGUAUACUUGUUUCGUCGUUAUCAAUCUGGUGCUACUGGUAUUCAUGCAUGGAGAGAAAUGGCAUUAGAAUCAAUUGGCAAUGAUGAAACAAUGAUGUUGGAAGUGGUUAAGAUGUUAGAACAUUUUGGAGACAUUCAGGAGUGUAUUUAUUUUGCCCAGUUAUUUGCUAUUGACCCUUUGUUAUUGCCACCAACCAUACAACAGGAGUUACUUUUCUGUGAAAACGCGAGUGCUGGUAUUGAUCUAUCAAUACCAACUGAAGAAUACAAUACUACAGAAUAUCAUGACUUAUCGUUGCCUGAUAAACAAAUACAUAUAAUUGAUUGUGCAUCAAAGUUUAAUGAAUUUUUAGAUAAAAUUAACAUUGAGUUAUUUGAUGCACAUUUGGAUGUUUUUGGUUUGGACUGUGAAUGGAAACCAGAACUGACAAGUGAUAAAAGUGAUUUAGCAUCCAUUCAGCUAGCUACUAUUGAUUCAAUUUACAUUUUUCAUUUACCACAACUGCAGCCAGCUGAAAGUUUUAAGCUCCAUUGGCAAGAAUUUUCUAUGAACAUAUUCAGUAAUAUAAAUAUAUUAAAAUUAGGUUUUGAAUGGAAAGGAGAUGCGUCAAUGAUUAGAUCUUCAUUACCAAUUGAUAACAUACAGCUCCACGGACCUGGAUUUAUUGAUAUUAAGUUGUUAUGGAAAGAACUAGAGACUAAAUGGAAUUUUCAGCUUCCAUUUCAAAGUCCAAAUGAAGACAUAACCUAUAAUAGUCUUUCGGAUUUAGUGAAAUUAUGUUUUGGAAGGCCAUUAAAUAAGACUGAACAAUUUUCAAAUUGGGAAAAAAUACCAUUACGGUCAAAUCAAAUUAAAUAUGCCGCUCUAGAUGCUUAUUGUUUAUUAGAAGUUUACAAUUUAUUCAAAACAAAAUGUGAAACCAGUAAUAUUCCAUUUGACGAAGUGUGUCAAAAAAUAUCAAAUAAUGACCAUCCGGAUAUGAUGAAACCUAAGCCAAAACAUAAAAAACAUAAAUAUAAAGUGCCAAAAACUAAUAUAAAAUCCAAGUCACCUCAUACUCAUGUUUCUUGUGUAAAGCAUUUCAAAUUGCUGGUACCAUACACAUUAGAGAAGUUAGCUGAACGUUUACGUAAAUGUGGUAUUGAUACUUCCAUUGUUGAAAGAUCAAGAAUAAACGAUUCCCAUUACAUAGUUAACUCAAUCAAAACUAACAAUUUACAUUUUAUUGCUUUUGGACAUGCAUUUUCAAAGGUAGCAGAACAAUUACAUGCUGGCCAAUGUUAUUGUGUUCAAAAUCAUAACUUGGAUGACCAAGUACAAGAAGUGUUGAAUUUUUUCAAAAUUGUUGUUAAAAAAGAAGAUUUGAAUAGCCGUUGUCAGAUUUGUAACAGUGACAGUUAUGAGAUAGUUAGCAGCUUGGUUAUGAAACAAAUUUAUGAUUCAGUUAAAAUAAUACAAAAUCAAAGAGCUGUUAGAUAUAGACCACCUUCUAUUGAUGAAAAUUAUGAAGAUGAUAACUUUUAUGGGGAUGAAGAUGACUCAGAUGAAGGAACAAGUGCUCCAAUAAAUGCAAAAUGUUUGACCAAUAAUUCAUCAAUUCCAGAAGAGCCUCAUAGUAAACUUAUAAGUGGUUAUACUAAUGGAAAUUCAAUGAUUGAUGUGAAACCACUAUCGGCCGAUAUGUUUAAUGACCAAAAUCGUAUAUUUUACAUUUGUAACAGUUGUGGUUCAGUUAGGUGGGAUAACUUACAAUGGGAGAGUGCACUUGGUAGUAGCUUAGGAAUGAAGUUUAAAUGAAUUAUAACAUUAUUAGUUAUUGAUAAUAUGUAAAAAAUAAACAUUUUCAGUAUAAAUUUGGUAUUUUAAAAUAAUAAACAAACUCAACUUAGUUAUGACUAGCCUUUUAAUUUUUAUAGUUCCAUAUAAUACAUUUUUUCCUGUAUAAGAAUUUAGUUUUACCUAUAAUUUAUUCAAAAUAAAAAUUUAUUUGCCCAGAGACCAGUUUUUGUUAGGCAAUAUAUGCCUGUUACCCCCACUGAGUAUGCCCGCUGUGUAGUGAAGCUACGUCCCUACACUGAAGUCAGCUGCCAAGGCCCAAGUACGAUAUUAUUUCAAUCAGAGUAGUUUUCUUAAUUUCUUCUUAUAUAAUCAAAUUUUAAAAUUAACUGUGAUCGUUUUAUAUAAUUUAUUACUUUUUUUAUAAAUAUAUAAAUUUAUGUUGAGCCUUUUUAUGUGAUUUUAGUAGUUUUAAAAUGUGUCAACUUAUAUAAUAUCAUGUAACAUAAUUAAUAAAUUAUAGUACUUUGUCAGUGUUUACA